AACGCACCAAUCAUUAAAAAAAAAAAAAAGUUAAACACCAAGCAUAAAAAAAAGUCGCGACGUUCUCAUUCUUUCUCGAAUCAUACCACAGAGAGAGAGAGAACAAAAAGAAGCAAUCGUCGAAAGUCAUGUUCGCUACAAAAACAGUUCUCUUUAUCGCCGUCGUGUCACUUCUCGGAACGUUUUCAUCCGCCGCUGUCGAUACUUUUAUCUACGGUGGUUGCUCACAAGAAAAGUACUUUCCGGGAUCGCCUUACGAGUCAAACGUUAACUCUCUACUCACCUCGUUCGUUAGCUCAGCUUCUCUCUACACAUACAACAACUUCACCACCAACGGAAUCUCCGGCGACAGUUCCUCCGUCUACGGUUUGUACCAGUGUCGCGGUGAUCUCUCCUCCGGCUCGGGAGAUUGUGCAAGAUGCGUCGCGCGAGCAGUAAGCCGUCUAGGGAGUCUCUGCGCCAUGGCAAGCGGUGGCGCGUUGCAGCUCGAAGGCUGUUUCGUUAAAUACGACAACACGACGUUCCUCGGUGUUGAGGAUAAGACGGUGGUGGUUCGACGUUGUGGACCACCGGUUGGUUAUAACUCGGACGAGAUGACUCGUAGAGACUCGGUGGUGGGUUCUUUAGCGGCGAGUAGCGGUGGUUCAUACAGAGUAGGAGUGUCGGGGGAACUGCAAGGUGUGGCGCAGUGCACCGGAGAUCUUAGUGCGACUGAGUGUCAAGACUGUUUGAUGGAAGCGAUCGGACGGCUGAGAACGGAUUGCGGAGGAGCUGCUUGGGGUGACGUGUACUUAGCAAAGUGCUACGCGCGUUACUCUGCGCGUGGAGGUCACUCUAGAGCCAACGGCUAUGGUAAUGUCUUCUUUGCUCCGUUGCUUUUUAUUUCUUUUAUAAAGAUUUUUAUUUGAUUUUAAAGUUUUUAAUUAAGGGAAAAACCCGAAAAAAUCUCCGGCUAAUUUUAGUUUGUCUGUUUAAUACCUCUAUUAUUUAAUUUUCUCAAAAAAUAUCUAAAUUAAUUUUUAUAUCUUUUUAAAACUUUCGUUUUAUUAAAUUUUGUUAAAAUUAGAUAUUCAAAUUAACAGCCGUUAACAGUGGUAACUGAAUCAAUAACUGCAGUAAAAACUUAACUGUACAGUAUUUACUAUUUAUAUAUAUUUUAUUAUCGAAUAGUUACGAACGUAUUGUCUUAGUCAUGUGGUUAUGUGAGAUUUUUAUUUUCAAGAUUUAUUUUUUUCGUUUAUUUUCUCCAUCUUCUUUGCAUAGAAUUUACAAUUUAUGCAUAUAAUAUUUUUGAUAAUUGUAUUGUUAAAAAUGUGUUAUUUUUGGGAUGUAAUUAGGUGGGAAUCGUAAUAACAAUGAUGACGAUGAGAUAGAGAAAACACUUGCAAUCAUAGUUGGCUUAAUUGCUGGAGUUACGUUACUCGUCGUAUUUCUCUCUUUUAUGGCAAAAUCGUGCGAGAGAGGUAAAGGUGGGAAGUAAAUAACGUUAUGGGACUUUUGACUUGUAUCAUCAAUUUAUGGUUUUAAAAAAGAAUCAAAUGCGUAAAGGAGAAAGAAAAGCGAAGAGAUUCUUCAUAUUCUCCACUAAAAUCCUAAAGGAUGUUUCUUUUUUGACCCACUUUAAUUGAAGUUUUACUAUUUUUCAAAUGUAUAGAAAACUCACGCCGUUUAGAUUUGUGAUCGUAUCUUUACGUAAGAACAUUUAAAAGUGGCGCAUAUGCAAUUUAUCUUUGAUAUGUAUUUCUAAUUAUCAUAAUCACUUAACGUUGUAGUUUAAAGGAAUUAUUGUUGAUUUUGUGUUACUGUUUGUGACAAAACAAUGUAUAUAUAUGUUCUAUGAAUUUAAAGCC
Arabidopsis thaliana (thale cress) is the source of this 1850-nucleotide messenger RNA. RefSeq names its product plasmodesmata-located protein 6 (gene PDLP6). The transcript has 2 exons. Gene Ontology annotation, cellular component: plasmodesma; plasma membrane. The record is from RefSeq and is marked reviewed. Lineage: Eukaryota; Viridiplantae; Streptophyta; Magnoliopsida; Brassicales; Brassicaceae. The coding region runs from base 129 to 908 and encodes 259 amino acids.